This is a messenger RNA of Zootermopsis nevadensis, 993 nucleotides long. The record is from RefSeq and is a predicted model, not a curated record. Lineage: Eukaryota; Metazoa; Arthropoda; Insecta; Blattodea; Termopsidae.
AUGUGCAAAGUUAGUGGGAAACUUUCUUCCAAGGAUGAAAAAUUGCUUGAUAAAAAUAAGCUUAUAAAAGAACCACAUAUCUGUAACCUCUGCAGUAUGCAGUUCAUGACAAAAGCAAAACUAAAAAUCCACAUGAAUUGCCACAAUAUGUGUAAGCGGUAUAAAUGUGAUUUGUGUGGCAAGGAAUGUAUAUCAGAAAAACUGCUCAUAAGUCACAAAGGAACUCACAGUGAUAGUCGUCCAUUUGAAUGUGAUGUUUGUAAGCGGAAGUACAAAAGGCCAAAUGAAGUAACAAGACAUAAAAAGAUACAUGAUGGAGACAGGAAGUUUGUUUGUGAUAUUUGUGGCUAUGCAGCUGUGUACAAGUCAUACUUAGAAGUUCAUAAGAAGAGACAUUUGGGUGAAUUUCGUUUAAAGUGUGAGUUGUGUGGUAAAGGGUUCUUCACUAAUUUUGAACUACAGGGACACAUGAAUGUUCACAAAGGUGAUAAACCAUAUCAGUGUGACAUGUGUAGCAAGGCAUUUUUUCACAAAUCUCAUAUGCUCACACACAGGCAAACAUGUCAUCCAGCUGAACUCGAACAUUUUCAGUGUGACAAGUGUGGUAAAGACUUCCAAAACAAGCGGUAUCUAGUAGCACACUUCAAAACCCAUGCCACAGCCACUCAGUUCUUGUGUGACAUUUGUGGUAAGUCAUUGACCAAUAACAAUUCACUGAAACUGCACAGACUUGUGCACACAGGUGAGAAGCCACACACAUGCUCUGUAUGUGGGAAAGCAUUCUCCAAGAUUACUACUCUGAGUAUGCACCGUGUGACCCACACAGGGCAGAGGCCCUAUUCAUGCAAAACAUGCAGCAAGUCAUUCACACAACGCACCUCUCUGGUGGUUCAUCAACGCUACCACACUGGUGAAAGACCCUACAAGUGUCAGAUAUGCAACAAGGGCUUUGUGUCAAGGGCAUCACUCAACUUGCAUUACAAGAAUCAUUAA